This is a messenger RNA of Penicillium macrosclerotiorum, 897 nucleotides long. RefSeq lists its product as uncharacterized. Bases 1 to 897 code for a protein of 298 amino acids. The transcript is spliced from 2 exons. Lineage: Eukaryota; Fungi; Ascomycota; Eurotiomycetes; Eurotiales; Aspergillaceae. The record is from RefSeq and is a predicted model, not a curated record.
AUGGCCGACUCCAACACCGCUAGCCGCAGGCCAACCUACCCUGCUGGAACGAUUGCCAAAGUGUCAACCGACAUUCUUAACGAAACAUUCCACAACAUCAUCCAUGAUUUGGUCGCUAAAGUCCACCGCGAAGAAAAGGUGGCGCGGAUGCGCUCCGCGGUCGUGAUCGCCCGGCAAAAAGCCGAGGACGAAGCGACCGUUCCGGAUGAAACUGCAAGCAAGUCUGUGGCAGAUGCGAAAACAAAGGAGGUGAUGAUAGACGCAAACAAAUUGGCAAACACGCAUCUCGAGACUGAUGCCGCCAUCUUUGAUCAUGGGAAAGUGUUUCUAAAGGGUAACCCCAUGCACACUGUCAAAGAAAUCAUUUGCCCCGACUGUCGACUCCCUCGUUUAUCCUACCCUCCAGUGGGUACCGGGCAUUGUCCUCCGCCUGACCCUAAACGCGAGUAUUGUCACAAUGGGCCGAUGAUCACCCUCCCUGGCCAUGAUGUUCAUGGCAAAUUGUUCGCUGUCAUGCCGAACCCGAAGAAGAAGAAAUCGGACAAAGACAGCACUAUUCCAGAAAUACCAACCAGCAAGUGCCCCAUCUGUCCGCGCUAUUUCGUGAUGAACCGAGUGGCCCAGCAUUUGGAUCGCUGCAUGAACAUCUCCGGCCGUGGCAGCAGCACCCGAAAUAAAACCCCAACCGAUAGUGGAGCCAGCGGUGCCAGCAGCCCAACAUCCUCUGCCCCGAAACGCCCGUACGAAGAGGACGAAGGUAGUCCUAGCCCAACCAAAAAGAAGAAGCUCAACGCCCCUAAGAAGAGCUCUUCUACGAAGCCGGGGCCGAGCAAACUGAAAAACUCUUUUACGGCGGAAGACCACGACGAUGAUGUCAAGAGCGAGAAUGCGGACUGA